UGGUACCGAGCAAAAGCUUGCUUGUAUUUUGUCAUCUUCCUGUGUGCAAGCCCUUUGUGGCUUAUCAUUACCCUAAUAUCAUGGCUCUUCGGCAGAACAUCUAGAAUGCUUAAAGGAUUUAAAGAGCCAGCAAGACCAAAGUUUAGAAGAACCGUUCUCGUGACCGACGGAACUCUAACUAAGUCUCUCCAUGUCUUGCGAACACUGGCCAAAGCAGGUCAUCGGAUAAUUCUUGUGGAAUCAGAUCAAUACAAAUAUUCUGCAUCGAGUUGGUCUAAGUAUGUCUCGCGUACCCGAUACGUUCCACACUACAAUGGCAAGACCAUGGACAAGUACAUUGACGGAGUAGUGAAAGUGGCAGUCGAGGAGAAGGUGGAUUGGUUUGUCCCGGUCAGUAAAACUUACUCCGCUAUUCCAAACUAUAUGGUCGAGCAGAAGUUGGCAAAGGUUUGUCCUCGAAUAAGAUGCUUAGGAUUUGGUAGUCUAGAGAUGGCGCUCCUGCUCAACGAUAAAAGGCGUUUUCUCAGUGAAUGCCAGAGGCUUGGACUUUCCAUUCCAGACUUCAGAGUCAUCUCUCGAGUGAACGAAUUAUACAAGCUGCGAGAUGAGAAUUUGUUUGAGAACCAUCACUAUUUUUUGAAACCCGUUGAAGAUYWUUCUGAAGAUAGGAAAAAUUUUAGACGAAUUCCUCACGAUUUGAAUGCCUUCAAAGAGUAUGUGAAGGAAUACGAGAYGCAAAUCACCCUUGGACGGACUUACUUUGUGUGUGAAUACAUCAAUGGCAGUGAAUACUGUUCAAACGUGAUUUGCCGCAACGGAAAAAUACUUGCUAUUCAAGUUUGUCCAAGUUCAAGUGUUCAAAUAGACUACGACGCAAUAGACCAUAAGGAAAUAGAAGAAUGGACCACAGAAUUCUGCAGUAAAUUGAAGAUUUCAGGGGGACUCUGUUUCGAUUUCAUCCAAGACCACAAUAACAACAACAUCUACUGCCUAGAGUGUAACCCACGCCUUCAUUCAGCCAUAACUACUUUCCAUUGUGAUCCAAAACUUGCUGUAGCUAUCCAAGCCGCAUUGGAGCCUGAAAUUGUUCAAGAUGAAGAGGUGGUGUUCCCUGUCAAGCCACCAGACCAAUCCCUUCAUGUCUAUUGGCUAUAYCAAGAAGUGUACAAGCUGUUUACUGGUAGGCAAGGUAUAAGGGAGCUUCUCUCUACGGUACUGCAUGGAAAGGAAGCAGUAUAUGAUCACGAUGAUCCCCUUCCAUUUCUCAUCCUGCACACGAUCCACAUAAUGUUCCAGUUGAAGAAAAACAUAGUGAAUAAUGCUCGUUGGAGUGUUGUCAAUCCUUGCCU
Messenger RNA from Actinia tenebrosa (Australian red waratah sea anemone), 1349 nucleotides. RefSeq lists its product as uncharacterized. The record is from RefSeq and is a predicted model, not a curated record. Lineage: Eukaryota; Metazoa; Cnidaria; Anthozoa; Actiniaria; Actiniidae.